Molecule: messenger RNA, 1257 nt
Organism: Rhopalosiphum padi (bird cherry-oat aphid)
Lineage: Eukaryota; Metazoa; Arthropoda; Insecta; Hemiptera; Aphididae
Source: RefSeq, a predicted model, not a curated record
AUGUCUGCAGUCGAACAGCAGCAUGAGGCACCUGACGGUGAACAAGCAGUUCACGAAGAAAUUGACAACGCCGAUGAACAAGGCGGCGCGGAAAUCGUUGAGGUCCAAAUGGAUUUCAAUGAAGUGCAAAUCGUCGAGGACAAUGUGGAAAUUGUCGAGGUCCAGGUGGAAGAUGACAAUGUGGAAGUUGUCGAAGUCCAGAUGGAAGACGACAAUGUGGAAGUUGUCGAGUUCCAGAUGGAUGACGUCAUAGUCGUUGAUGUUCUGCCGGCCGACGCGCGGGCAGAACUUGAAUUCGCAGACAUCUUCGACCAUUUACCUCCGGACGUCGACGAAGAGUUCGAGCCGAUUCCACUGGGUGUUCCUGUGGCGGCAGAACGUUUGCCAAUGAGAGACCGUCCGGCAGGUGUUCAACACCCACUCCCGGACCAACACAACAUAGGUGCUUUGGACGCGGUUUGCCGAGAAUGCAACGCCCGUCACUUCCACUGCGAGCGCGCAGCUAGAGGUCACUUCUCCACGUGCUGUAACAACGGUCAAGUGACCGCCACAGGACAGCGCGUUCUGCUGACAGCAACUGUGCGUUUAACUAAUUUGUUGAUUGAUGAUUCACAGGACGGUACCAACUUUCGAAGGGAGACUCGCCGGUACAACAACUCACUGGCGUUCGCAGCGUUCUCCAGCGACCUCAACCGCAGACGGUUGCCGGGUCGGGGACCAAGCGUGUACACUGUUCACGGACAAGUGUACCGCAGGGUCAACAAUGACGUCGUCGGCAACGAACACAGGCCACCGAGCUACUGUGAGUUGUACUUUGUCAACUCCGCCGAGGCCAACCAGUCCGGAAUGCGACAAACAGGAUGUCGCAGACCGUCUUUUGGCAGGAACAUGAGCAGGUUGUGGUUGGAGGAACAAGAAAGAGCCAAUGCCAACCCUGAUUUGAUUGGACCGAGGUCGGUAAGUAUGCAUUUUGUUACAGAUGCAGCCAGGGACCAGCGACCGACCGCAAACAAAGUUGCGGCCGUGUUCGUUGGUGACGACGGACGACCACCGAGAGAAUUAAAUCUGGUAAUUUUUGACAGGAAUCCCGUUGACCCCCGACAUCGGAUGCAAACCAUACCCGCGGGCUCAUGUCACGCAGAUCCCAUGUUGUACCCUCUGUUCUUCCCGCACGGGGAGAGCGGAUGGCACUUCAACGUGAUGCAAGAGGGUAACCGCAACAACCAAGAAACAACUAUACUGAUCACGGAGGCAUAA